UGGGCGCCUCCCCCCGUACUGUGAGAGUAGUAGAACCAGGAAGUGACAGGAAUGGCUCGGUAGGCCCGGUGGGUCACGGACAUGGCGACUGAUUCCAGCCAGCUGCCUACUGUGCUGUUGUCCGUGCGAGCCUGGCGGGAGAGUCCAGGCCGGGAGGAGCUGAUGCUGCAGCUGAGUGUGGAGCCGGAAAAUGCCAGAGACUUUAGGCUGUCUGUGCGGAGGUUAGAGGCGGCCCGCGGCCUGGGGAGUACGAUUGCAGAAUUUAAGCUGAAAGAUGUAAAUUACACAACACGGUGCAGUAGGAGCCAUGAGCUCAGCGUUCCGGGGAAGCCUGGUUGUCCCAUGAUCUUUCACUUUGAGAGCGAGCACGAUGCGCUGCAGUGGUGGAAUGUUGUAAGCAGCUGUCUCAGAGAAGUUCUAAAAGCUGCACAGAAUCAUGGCAGUGUUCUGUUAAAUAAGCAUGUUGCCAGCAGUAGCCCAGUGAAGGGGCUGUCUACAGAUGCGGUACCUGCCAUGACUCUCGCUGAUAUGCCUACAAAAGAUGUUUCAAGACUAUCAGUUUCAUCCGAGUGUUCAGCGGUGGAUCAUUGGCCAGUGUCUUUGCUUGGAUGAUAGGACAGUUGGCUCAUAUGGUAUAAAAAAAGACGGAGACACUGCAUUUUUGUACCUGCUCUCAGCAAAACAGGCAAAACUGAAUGUGCAAGAUCAGUAUCUGAGCUACCAAAAUCCUUCACUUUUUACGAGUCCCAGUUUGAUGGGUGAGACGAAAUUCCACACACUCCCUCCCCGGCCUCCUCCAAAGAAUGUUGCGCAGAAAAAACGGCGGAAUGAUGAGGGUCAAAUUGUAGAUUUAGUCAAUGUCGUCCAAAAUUUGCACCUUGAAAUAGACAAACUAAGCAAGAAUAGUAGACCACCUCUUCCUGCGGCACCACCCUCACCUGCCCAGCCAGGCUGGCCUUGUCCUGUUUGCACUUACAUAAAUAAGCCAACUCGUCCUGGGUGCGAGAUGUGCAGUACCGAGCGCCCGUUGGACUAUGUAAUCCCCGUUCAGUACACACCUGAUGAAAUCGAACGAAGGAGAUUACAACAGGAGCAGGAAAGUUUGCAGCAGUACAACCAGGCUCGGGAAGCAGAGAGAUUAGAGAAUUUUAUGCAUCUUCUACAACUGGAUAAUGAGGUUUUGAUCCCAAACCAAGAAGCCAUUGAGUGUCUCAUCUGUUACACAGCGGUUCCUGCUGGAGAAGGGGUGCUGCUCCGAGAGUGUCUGCACAGCUUCUGCAGGGAAUGUUUACGGCAGGUGGUUAACUGUUGUGAAGAUCCUGAGGUAUCGUGCCCCUUCCGAGAUGACACAUACGCCUGCUACAGUAAGCUCCAGCAGAGAGAGAUACGCGCGCUGGUGACACAAGAGGAGUACAGCCGCUUCCUGGAGCGUGGACUGGUGGUGGCAGAAAGUCGAAGCCAAAACAGCUACCACUGCCGCACAGCCGACUGCAAAGGAUGGUGCAUCUACGAAGACUCUGUCAAUGAAUUUAGCUGCCCCAUCUGCCACGCUCAGAACUGUCUUAUAUGCAAAGCCAUACACGAUGGAAUGAACUGCAAAGAAUACCAAGAUGACCUGCGCAUUCGUGCUCUGAAUGAUGCAGCGGCCCGGCAGACCAAUGACAUGCUAAAGACACUGGUGCAGACGGGCGAGGCAAUGUACUGCCCUGUGUGUAAGAUUAUUGUCCAGAAGAAAGACGGCUGCGACUGGAUCCGCUGUACCAUGUGCCAAACAGAGAUUUGCUGGGUGACAAAGGGUCCUCGGUGGGGGCCAUUGGGUCCUGGUGACACUACUGGAGGGUGUCAGUGUAACGUGAACGGAAAGAGGUGCGACCCCAGGUGUCAGAAUUGUCACUAAGCACAACAGUGGUGACUCCGCGUUUAGCUGAAGCAAAACAUCCGAGACUGAGAAACUGGAAAGUUACAUCUCAUAAGUAACUGACAGCUGAUCCUUCUCACCUUGUUCGUGUGACAUGAUGGGAACUUGUACCUCUGGGUUUUAUUCUGAAUCUCCAGCUUUGCGUGCACUGUCCAUUUUUUCUGUGUAUAAAGUCAAAUUAGCUUUAUUCAGGGACUUAGAGCAUUUCAAUGCUACUGCUUCACACAGGGUAUUUAGCAAUACCAAAAAUAGUUGCCCAGUCAUGGCCUAUUGCCACAGCUGACAUUAAGGUGACUUACUGCUUAUGCCUCGUUAUAUUACAUUUGUAUCAUGUUACUGACUUGGUUUUGUUUUUUCUUUUUGCCAUUAGAACGACCUACUUGCACUAACAUAAAGAACUUUUACUGAGAUGCCUGACAGCGCAACUGUAAUGGUUUAUGGCGUCUUGUUCUGCGUAUGUGCAGAAAAUAACAGUAGCUUUAGUUAUAGGUUGUUAAUAUGUCACAUGACCUUGGCUACCUGAGACCUGCAGCAUGCCUUUCUGGAAACCAAGGGGUUAAAUGUAAUUAAUGUUGCAUCUCUAAUAGCCAUAUAUUUUCAAGGCAGCCCCUUUUUAGUAACAGAAAGGGCUUUCAAUGCAAAAAAACAAGGAAUAGAAAAUGAUAACCCCUCCAGCCGUGAUAUGGAUCAAUAUGGCAACUUUUGUCAUGGUCUAGAAAGUAAAGUUAGAUUUGAAACAAAACAUUUGCUAAUUAUCUAAGUUUGGGGUUUAAAAACAUCUUUACUGUGUGAAGGAAAUGCAUAAUCUGCAACUUGGAAACUUGUCUGAAACCAUAAAACCAGCUAGUGCUCCACUCAAUAAUGUAAAUAUCAAUACAAGACGUGAUUGAACUGGUCUUCUAUUCAGUACAUGAAACAAUAAGGAAAGGUAUCCUGUUUAAUCAUCAUUUUAUUUAUGUGAUUUAUUUAACUGAUAAUUACACAAUAGUAUUUAAAUAUCCUGAGAAUGUGCAGUCUUUCACCAAAAUAGAAAAAUAAUACUAAAUCUGUGGCUGGUUUCUCAAAGAGGAUGGCAUUUUAGAAAAUAUUCAGAAAAAAGGCCAAGUUAAUUUGGGCUUCAAGUAAUGGUAAAUUUCAGACUUUAAGAAGGUGGCAACAAUAAAUCUAUUAGUUUGCAAUCAAAA
Messenger RNA from Bombina bombina (fire-bellied toad), 3102 nucleotides. Its product is annotated as ranBP-type and C3HC4-type zinc finger-containing protein 1. NCBI's taxonomy places the organism in Eukaryota, Metazoa, Chordata, Amphibia, Anura, Bombinatoridae. Gene Ontology annotation, biological process: positive regulation of canonical NF-kappaB signal transduction; proteasome-mediated ubiquitin-dependent protein catabolic process; protein linear polyubiquitination. The record is from RefSeq and is a predicted model, not a curated record. Gene Ontology annotation, cellular component: LUBAC complex. Gene Ontology annotation, molecular function: ubiquitin-protein transferase activity; ubiquitin binding.